Messenger RNA from Oncorhynchus kisutch (coho salmon), 2761 nucleotides. RefSeq names its product interferon regulatory factor 8-like. Gene Ontology annotation, cellular component: nucleus. Gene Ontology annotation, molecular function: protein binding; RNA polymerase II cis-regulatory region sequence-specific DNA binding; DNA-binding transcription factor activity, RNA polymerase II-specific. The record is from RefSeq and is a predicted model, not a curated record. Gene Ontology annotation, biological process: regulation of transcription by RNA polymerase II; immune system process. Lineage: Eukaryota; Metazoa; Chordata; Actinopteri; Salmoniformes; Salmonidae. The transcript has 10 exons. The coding region runs from base 166 to 1461 and encodes 431 amino acids.
ACAACAGUACCUAAGUUAGUUCUGUAAAGUCACGUGAUUUCUGGGAAAAGGAACGUCCCCUUCUGCUCUGCGAGGCAAGUAAACAACUUCUGGAUUUCCAGUCAAAGUGCUAUGCGGGGGUGCGCUCAGCUGUAGUUAGGAAACGGAGGAAACGCAACCUAAGCUAUGGCAUCUGGGAAAAUUCGCUCCACGCGCAGACUACGCGCUUGGAUGGUAGAACAGGUCAGCAGUGGGAAGUACCCUGGCCUGAUAUGGGACGACGACGACAAGACCAUGUUUCGUAUACCAUGGAAACAUGCCGGGAAACAAGAAUUCCGCAGCGAAGUGGAUGGUGCCAUCUUCAAGGCGUGGGCAGUGUUUAAGGGGAAGUUGUCUGAGGGGUGUCAUGCGGACCCUGCCUCCUGGAAGACGCGGCUGCGAGUUGCUCUCAAUAAGAGCCCGGAGUUCAGAGAGGAACCUGAGAGGUCACAGCUGGAAAUAUCCGAACCAUACAAAGUCUACCGCCUCGUACCCAUCAACGAACAAGCAUUGGGGAGUGUUGACAUGAAGGUCCAAGCCAGAGCAGGGGGGAGGAAGAGAAGGAACCGCAAUUCAGACAUCGAGGCAGAGGAAGAGGUGGUGAAGGUCAAGCAGAUGAAAGAGGUUACCACCUCCCUACCAAUCACCAUGUCUGUUCAGGAGAUUGAGGAAAGUGUUCUUACAAUCCAGCUAGACCAGGUUGAUCAGCCCUCGGUCAUGGUGAAGAGUGCUGGGACAGUCAAUGAGAUCCAGGUGAACUUCACGAUCGAGACCGUCCCUCCACCUGGAGCCCGGGACUCUUUCCAUGUCUUAGUGAAGUACAUGGGAGAGGAGGUGCUUAAACGUGGGGUCAUGGGCAGCGAUGUCCGGAUCGCCUAUCUGCCCUCGUCGCCCGUUCCCCCCACCCUGAUGGUGGCUGGGUUCCCCCGCAUCCCCCUGCCCGACCCCCCUUCCACCUUGACCUCCAGCAUCGGGCCCCAGUUCCAGGUCCUCUCCACCCUGCUGCCCUUCAUGGAGAAAGGGGUGAUCCUGACCUCCACGAGAACAGGGGUCUAUGCUAAGCGCUACUGCCAGGGCCAGGUGUUCUGGACAGGGCCACAUUCAGCCACGGCGGGACCGCACAAGAUGAACCAUGCUGUGGAGCCCGUGCGGCUCUUCGAUAGAGAGGCUUUCAGAAUGGAGCUAGACCACUUCAGCAGCCACGGGGGAGACCCUCCUCAGUGUGGCUUCACCUUGUGUUUCAGUGACAAAGAGGACCCAUCCAGCAAACUCAUCAUCACACAGAUAACCCUACCCUGGGCUCAGCAGCAGGUCAAGGAAGCUGAAGACUUCCGGGAGUCAAUGAGCUACUUCCGCAACAUAACCAACGAAUCAGGAGAGGUCACCAUCAACCUGGUAUCAGGUUCAUUGCUAUCCGAGAUCCUUGGGACGUCCCUACCUUAAACCCUAAACAUUUAAAAAUGUCAACUUCAAAUGGGGGCGGGAUAGCACGUAAAAGUGGCCUUUAGCAUCCAAUCACAGGACAUCUUGUAUAAUUGACUAGUCUUUUUUUAAAUGAAGCACUCUGAUCUGAUACUAAGGUAUACACAUGAUGCACUAAAUACUUGUCUGAAUAGCACUACAUGGAAUGGAAGAUGUAACUUUGGCUUUGCCCUCAGUAUUGCCCUUUAUCAACUUGUGAUGUUAUACUGAUGUUCCAAACUCACUUUUAUAUGGAGUCAGAUAAUUCUACUCCUUGUUGCAGUCUUUGAAUGCUGACUGGUACUGCGUCAGACACCUCUCCGUGUCCAAAUGUUGCUUACAUAGGUGUACCUGUUGACCAAGUUGUUUUAAGUUGCAUAUGAGAGAAACACUGACAGGCUCUGAAGCCAUAGUAGGCUGAAGGUCAGUGAUUUGAUCAUCACCAUGCCAACCGUUAUGAGGCGGGAAACAAACUUGCCUUCCAUUUCUGAAAGUGGUAACACACAUUUCUAUAGAGGACAUUAAUAUUCCUAGACUUUGAAGCAGGCUCCUUCACUAGAGACAUUGGACUCUUAAAUGUGUUUGCAAGUAUGUAUUCAAGCGCAAGUGACUUUGUUUAUCUUCUCUCCAUAAGUCAGCACUUAACACUAACUUCCUACGGUUGGGACUAGUAAUGAGAUUGGCCCAGUUUUGCAUGGCAGGUCAAUUUACAGGUUUACGCAAUUAGUAAAUUACACAAGCCACAGUAUAAAGCAGGUGUGGAGACUGUUCUGGGGUUAUGGUGUGUGGAGACUGUUCUAGGGAUCAUGUCUGAAAGGUUGUUUUCUGCACCUUUGAACUGGCAAUCUGUUGUUCGAUCUUGCUCUAUUGCACAAAUCAAGUAUGUUUAUAUAUAAGGUCUACUUAAUCCUUUAAGUGCACAAGGUGAUGGCCGGCCUCAGACUUUUUAAUCUGUUAGUAUUGUGCGAAUGGAUAUUUAUAUGAACAUAGCACAUGAACACUUGAAGUAGUUUGUAGAUGUAGUUUAAUAAAUGUAUAUAAGGUUACACACUGAAAGCAGUGGGACAGGAUGCACAUAAUGUGAUGCCAUUAGCAGUCAGUGAACUAUGAGCACAGCUUUGUCAGUUGUAAGUGGGAUAACAACAUGGCUACUGGGUUUGACAAGGAACACUGACUGAUAGACCGGAAGACUGCACAGAUUUGUCAAACUGUAAAUAUUUGUUAUUUAUGCUUGUCUUUUAUUCAAUGUUCUGUCUGACCGCAUUAAAUGUAUUUCAUAUUA